UCUUGAAAGCAAACACAUUAAAAAUUCAGAGUUUACAUAAAAUUCCCCAUUAACAGUAACAAAAUUUUGUAUAAAAAACACAAGUGCAUAUCAAAAUUGUACCGCAGAUUAGACCGCCCAUAAAGACUCACAAUCCUAAACAGUUGAUAGAUGGCAGGGAAGGCAACGCGCCUGGAGCAGGAGAUACUCGUGCUGCGCCGUGAGCUGGCCAAGCGCGGAGAUCGCGAAGAUACGCGCAAGUCGCCCAAAGGCGCUGGAGAUGUACCCAAGUUGGGUGCUGUAGAAGCUAAGAAGACUGUGCGCUCGCAGCAAGAUCAGGAGCUAUACAUUGCUUAUUUGGAGGAUCAGAUUCAUCGCACACGCAUAAAGUAUCAAAAGAAAAUGAACCAUGUGAAGAGCAAUGCCAAUCUGCUGGAGAUUGAACUGCAAAAGGUGCGACAGGAGAUGAAGUGCAUAACGGUGCGCGCACAGAAUGUGGACAAGUUGCAACGUCAUGUGGAUGACCUAAAGGCGAAACUGAAGCGACGCGAUAUGGUCAUAGCACGCUAUGAUGCGCAGCAUGCAGAGAUUAUGGAUAUGGUAAGGCGGCUGGAGGAGCAGUCUUCAUCACCAACACAAACGCAGGAAAUGGAGCAGGAGACAAUGACUGCGGAUAAUGCGCCGCAGGCUGACGCCAGCUCCGAUCACAAAGAAUAUGAAGACAGCCUAGGCGGCAUUUCAGAGCAUUUCAACUUUAGCUGCCUUAAUCGUGCUCUUCGUAAAAAAUUCUGGAACAAGGCCGAGAAAUCUGCCUAAGUAGUAGACAUCCUCACUUAUCCUCUCCACCUUCGUCACUUGCAAGUUCUUUGGGAAUUUUCGAUAUUUUAGUUUGUUUAACAAUUUUGUAAUUUGAGGAUUUUUAGUAUUAGUAAAUUGGCAACCGCUCCGCUGGAUCAUCUAACCUAUGUACAACAAAUCAAUGGCUCCAAUGGGCUACCAAAUUACACAUAAGUAGUGUCUUCACAUAAUAGCUCGCUGGAUUAUAUUGUAUGUGUCUGUACAUAUGUUGUAUCAUUCAUUAAAGCUUCUUGCAUUGGCAAACAAAAAAGGAACUUGCCUCAGCGAA
This is a messenger RNA of Drosophila busckii, 1105 nucleotides long. RefSeq lists its product as uncharacterized. NCBI's taxonomy places the organism in Eukaryota, Metazoa, Arthropoda, Insecta, Diptera, Drosophilidae. Bases 151 to 795 code for a protein of 214 amino acids. The transcript has a single exon. The record is from RefSeq and is a predicted model, not a curated record.